AUGAAAUAUCUAAUAUUUUAUUGUUCAUUUGUUAUACUUGCCUUUUAUGCAUUAUCAGUUGUAUCAAUAAAAUGUUAUGUCUGUAAAGAACCUGAUAGAAAAUGUCGUGAUCCAUUUCAAAAUGAUACAAUGUUUUUAAAAGAUUGUUCACAAGUUGGUAUGGGUAAUGCAACAAUGUGUCGAAAAUAUAUGUGGGAAAUUGGUGAUGGAACGCGAUACUAUAUGCGUGGUUGUGCUUUACGUGGUCGUGUAAGUCGAAAACAAGGUCGUGAUUGUAUCGAACGUGUUGGCACAUGGAAAACAAAAAUGUGGUAUUGUCAAUGUGAUAAUAAAGAUGGAUGUAAUGGAAGUAUGAAUAAACAAAUGUCAAAUUGGAUAAUUCUAUUUGGUAUUAGCCUUCUCUUAUUCCAGUGGAAAUCAAAUGCUCAAUAA
This is a messenger RNA of Adineta steineri, 432 nucleotides long. NCBI's taxonomy places the organism in Eukaryota, Metazoa, Rotifera, Eurotatoria, Adinetida, Adinetidae. The record is from the annotation of a GenBank genome assembly.